AUGGGCCCUCCGCGGAGGGGGGCAACUCCCCUCGCCUCUCUCCUCCUUGCCGUGGUCCCACUAAGAUCGGCGGGCGCUGACGGUGCCCUGGAUCAAGCGGGAUCGGACCCGUCUAGAUGGCGGAGUUUGACACCAGUUGGACAGCCUAUACCAGGGACUAGAUUUAUUGCAUUCAAAGUACCAUUAAAAGGGGCAAUUAACCAGAGGCUUACCCCAACACAGAAAUUUACACCAAAAGACUUAAUUGCUGCAAUGAAAACCCUAAAUGUGGAGCUUGGAUUAAUUAUUGAUUUAACAUAUACCACACGAUACUAUGAAGUUAAGGAUUUACCUAAAAGUGUGCAGUAUAAGAAACUCUAUACUGUUGGACUUGAAGUCCCGGAUAAUGCUACUAUCCUACAGUUCAAAAAAUGGGUCAGAAAAUUCCUAUGGGAAAAUGCAGGAAAUGAGAAACUCAUUGGCGUUCACUGUACUAAUGGAAUUAAUAGAACUGGCUACCUUAUAUGUAGAUAUCUUAUAGAUGUUGAAGGCUGGGAUCCAGAGGCAGCAAUCCAAGCUUUUGGUGAUGCUAGAGGUCAUCGUAUGGAUGGUCUUGUGUACCUCACAGAUCUCAGAACACAACCAAUGAGAAGGUCUGGGAAAAGAUUAAGAAUUUAUGAUGACCACUCUCACAAUGAUUUGCAAGGACAGAUGCAGUCGAGAGAUUUUGAUUUCAUUAAUAAGGGACCUGGACAAAGACGAAGACCAUUUCAUGACCAUGAGACUCAGGAUGAUUUAAGAGCACCGGUGCAGAUGAGAAAUUGGGACUACAAUAGGGGACCAGGACAGAGGCGAAGACCCUUUCCUGAUCACCAGUUUUAUGAUGAUUAUCAAGAAGACAUGCAGCUGAAGGACCUAGACUUCAGUAACAAGGGACCUGGACAAAGGUUGAGACCUUUUCAUGGACAGCAGUUUCAUGAUGAUUUACAGGCAGAGAGACAAUCGAGGGACAUUGAAUUUAACAGAGGCCGUGGACAAAGACAGAGAUCUUUUCCUGACCAUCCAUGUCACAAUGAUUUGCAGGAAGACAGACAGUCAAAGGAUUUUGAUUUUGGUAGAAGGGGCCGUGGCCAGAGACGAAGACCAUUCCAUGACCACCAUGAUGAAUUUCAGACUCAGAUGCAGUUGAAAGAGUUAGAUUGUGUCAACAAAGGUCCUGGCCAAAGACGAAGAUCUUUCCAUGACUAUCAGUCACAUGAUGACUUACAGCCACAGAUGCAAUUGGGAGAUUUUGAAUUUGUUAACAGGGGUCGUGGGCAGCGGUUGAGACCUUUCAAUGAUCACCAGCCUCGCAAUGACUUACAAACAGAGAUGCGACUGAAAGAUUAUGAUAAUAAACGUCCUGGACAAAGGCACAGACAUUUUCAUGACCAUCAGCCUUAUGAUGACUUACAGGAGCAGACUCAGUUAGAAGACUUUGAUUAUGUUAAUAAAGGGCAUAGUCAAAGGCCAAGACCUUUUCAUGAUCAUCCAGGUCAUGAUGACUUGCCACAUGAAUGGUGUUCAGACAGAAAUCAAUCUAUUUCUUCCCAUGAAAAUGUACAAGAACCUCAUUUCUCAUCUCCUUCACUUCAUAGAGAUUAUGGGUCUGAUAAUGAUGACUUUAACAGAAAUUAUAGCAAUCGACUAAAUUGUCCUGAAGACAAUAGGAGAAUGCAUCCCUCAGAUGAAUUUAAUAGAGGAAAAAACAGAUUUGCACCAUAUUCUUCACGAACAAUGCAUCCAUCUUCAUCUGUACACCAAGAAGAUAGUUCCAUAGACUAUGAAAGAAAACCUUCUCAAGGUGAAACCACCAGGGAGAUGGAACAAAGCAAAAGAUUACCAGUUGUAACAGUUGAUUACAAUUAUGGUCUGCCAUUAGAUUAUGGGCCUGAAGAGGAAGAGAGCACACGUUAUGGUUUAUCUCCAAGAGACCACUACAACUGGAACUGAAUAAAAAGGACAAUGUUUGCUCAUCUUAGGCUUACUUCUACCCAUUUUACUUUGUAUGUGGACCAAUUUUUUUUCAUUUUUUUUUUUUUUACAAAUUAGGAAAAUACAAAUUUCAGUAGUAGAGAACUAGUCU
Molecule: messenger RNA, 2104 nt
Organism: Phaethon lepturus (White-tailed tropicbird)
Lineage: Eukaryota; Metazoa; Chordata; Aves; Phaethontiformes; Phaethontidae
Exons: 10
Coding region: 1-1971 (656 amino acids)
Biological process (GO): dephosphorylation
Molecular function (GO): protein tyrosine/serine/threonine phosphatase activity; polynucleotide 5'-phosphatase activity
Source: RefSeq, a predicted model, not a curated record